Molecule: messenger RNA, 1320 nt
Organism: Monopterus albus (swamp eel)
Lineage: Eukaryota; Metazoa; Chordata; Actinopteri; Synbranchiformes; Synbranchidae
Gene: arf2b
Product: ARF GTPase 2b
Exons: 5
Coding region: 145-690 (181 amino acids)
Molecular function (GO): GTP binding; GTPase activity
Source: RefSeq, a predicted model, not a curated record
AUUUUCUAUUGUGAUUGGCUCAGAUUUGAUAGUGGGAGGUGCUUGUACGCCGGUGUCUCCCUGGUUGCGCAAGACGCCAUUUUGGAGUGACAGCAAAAGAUUACGGAAAGAUCGAGACGCUGUGUUUUAUAAAGCUUCGUCACCAUGGGGAAUGUAUUUGCGAGCUUAUUCAAAGGCCUGUUUGGCAAAAAAGAGAUGAGGAUUCUCAUGGUUGGACUUGAUGCUGCUGGAAAAACAACCAUCCUAUAUAAACUGAAACUUGGAGAGAUAGUCACCACCAUUCCAACCAUUGGUUUUAAUGUUGAAACUGUAGAAUACAAGAACAUCAGCUUCACAGUGUGGGAUGUGGGCGGUCAGGACAAAAUCAGGCCGCUGUGGCGCCACUACUUCCAGAACACUCAAGGGCUUAUCUUUGUGGUGGACAGCAAUGACAGGGAGAGAGUGAACGAGGCGAGGGAGGAGCUGGCCAGAAUGCUUGCUGAGGACGAACUCAGAGAUGCUGUGCUGCUCGUUUUUGCAAAUAAACAGGAUCUCCCCAAUGCCAUGAAUGCUGCAGAGAUCACAGACAAGCUGGGUUUGCAUGCCCUCCGCCAGCGCAGCUGGUACAUCCAGGCCACCUGCGCCACCAGCGGGGACGGCUUGUAUGAGGGCCUGGACUGGCUCUCCAACCAGCUGAAGAACCAGAAAUGAUCCAUUCCACCAGUUUUGAUUUCUGUUUGUUUAUUUUUUCCUGUUUCGACACCACGGCAGCACCGGACCCAGGCCCUUUCGCUCCCACCUGACCCACGGUUCAACCCCAGCUCUUUCUUUCAAGAAAUUACUUCAUUCCCUCAUCCCUGCUUCGUCCCCUCGUCAGUGCUCUUAGGGCUGUAGCCUGUGCUGCUUGUGUGGGCGUGCGUGCGUAUGUGUGUUGUGUAUCUUGUGUGUGUGUGUGUGGGGGUGUGAAGGCGUCUCUGUGUGUGUUGGCUGGGACUGGGCGUAACUCUGGCGUGCCUUUUACACACCUCUUGUGGAAUCAGCAGUCUGGUUUUCAAGCCCCUUUCUCCAUCCACCAAACUCAGCCUGUGCACCCACAGCCUGCCCCCCCUCUGUCUUGCACGGCCCCUUUCUCCCACCCUAACUCUGCAGAGAAAGCAUGGUUUUCAUACGGCAAAGAAAGAGCAAGGGUGCGAGCUGUCCUCCCCUUCCCUGAAGUAUGUGUUUGCCCAGUGUAGGCUGAAUUCAUUUUAACCUCUUUUGAUUUUGAGACCUCAACCCACCAGUAAGAGAUUCAGUAAAUUGCAUCUUAACCUGUAUCAGGUCGAAGCAAAUCAGAAAAAA